AUGGCCAAGCAAGAAAAAAGCCUAAAAUCAGGCUUCGUAAUAAAACUUUCCAACGAGACUGCACAAAAACUAGCCGAAGAAGAACAACAGGCUAAAAUUCGUCAAGAGGAAGUAACCGGAAAUAAUUUAGAGACAAUAAAUUCUGGUAAAUUAGACAUUAAAGACAUAAAAAAUGCAACACCAGUUAGCCUUGACAGCAAGAAGGUUAUUAGUGAAGAGGUUAGUGAAUCCAGUAAACAAAGUACAAAAAGUAUAGAUCUAGAGUCAAAAAAGGAAGGACAUGAUGUUAAUAUUUCGGAUGCUGAUCCCAAUGUGAAAAAAGAUGUAUCAAAUACCUCAUCUUGGAGUGAUCAUGCCCCAUAUGUUACUUAUGAAGGUGAAGAAGCUAUUUACACAGAUCCUUCAACACAUCAGAAAUACAAAUGGAACAAGGAUUCUUCUUCCUGGGAUGUCCAAGAAGAUGACAGCCGAGUUUAUAGCUAUGAAGAUGAUACCCACAUAUACACAGAAUCAGACGGGUCUAAGUUCUUUUGGGAUGUAGACAAGAGAGCAUGGAUACCUAAAGUUGAUGAUGAAUUUUUAGCUUAUUAUCAGAUGUCAUACGGUUUUGUUGAUAAUAAAACGGAGGAAAAACCGAAAGUCGAAGAGAAAAAGAAAGAGCCAAAACCAGCAGAGCCUACUCCUGGUACAAUUAAGAGGAAACAAGAGGCACAAUGGUUUCAACCAGAUGAAGAGACAAAUACAAAAGUGUAUGUUUCUAAUUUACCGCUAGAUCUAACAGAGGAAGAGUUUGUCAACUUUAUGCAAAAAUGUGGUCUUGUGGAGCGAGACCCUAGUACACAGAAAAUGAAAGUAAAGCUGUAUUUCGACAAAGAACAUAACUGUUUUAAAGGAGAUGCACUAUGUACUUAUAUAAAAAUUGAAUCUGUGGACCUGGCACUCAAAUUGUUAGACGGUAGUCAUCUGAAAGGUAAUAAAAUUAAAGUGGAGAGAGCCCAUUUUCAAAUGAAAGGAAAUUACAAUCCUGCCUUAAAACCUAAAAAGAGAAAAAAGAAAGAAUUGGAGAAAAUAAAAAAAAUGCAACAAAAGUUGUUUGAUUGGAGACCAGAAAAGUUAAUUGGAGAACGGUCAAAACAUGAACGGGUUGUUAUAGUUAAGAAUUUGUUCCACCCUACAGACUUUGACAAAGAAGUGCAGUUAAUUCUGGAUUAUCAACAAGAUUUGAGAGAAGAAUGUACAAAGUGUGGGGAAGUGAGGAAAGUUGUUAUUUAUGACAGGCAUCCUGAAGGAGUAGCUCAGAUAACUAUGAAAGAACCAGAAAUGGCUGAUGCAGUAAUUCAACUUAUCAACGGAAGGUGGUUCGGAAAAAGGCAAAUCACCGCUGAAAUAUGGGAUGGGAGGACCAAAUAUAGAAUUGCUGAAACAGAUUCUGAAAUUAGCAAAAGGAUAGGUAAAUGGGAUGAAUUUUUAACAGGCAAGGAAGGUGAAGAUGGAGUAAAAAAAGAAGAAGUAGAGAAAAAAGAAGAAAUAGAGAAAAAAGAAGAAAUAGAGAAAAAAGAAGUAGAGAAAAAAGAAGAAGUAGAGAAAAAAGAAGAAGUAGAGAAAAAAGAAGAAAUAGAGAAAAAAGAAGAAGUAGAGAAAAAAGGAGAAGAUGCAGCAAAUAAAGGAGUUUUAGUAUCAAACAAUGUUGAUACUAAUAUAUCAGAUAAAAUCAAUGAAAAUAGUGGAAAUUUAACUGAACCAGUUACUAAUGCUUUAGAAAUACCAGAAGAGAAAGUUGAAUAA
Messenger RNA from Arctia plantaginis, 1785 nucleotides. The record is from the annotation of a GenBank genome assembly. NCBI's taxonomy places the organism in Eukaryota, Metazoa, Arthropoda, Insecta, Lepidoptera, Erebidae.